This is a messenger RNA of Aspergillus campestris IBT 28561, 1479 nucleotides long. It is a transcript of the gene nscD, whose product is annotated as prenyltransferase nscD. Gene Ontology annotation, molecular function: prenyltransferase activity. The record is from RefSeq and is a predicted model, not a curated record. The coding region runs from base 148 to 1479 and encodes 443 amino acids. The transcript has 2 exons. NCBI's taxonomy places the organism in Eukaryota, Fungi, Ascomycota, Eurotiomycetes, Eurotiales, Aspergillaceae. Gene Ontology annotation, biological process: alkaloid metabolic process.
CCAAGUGCCGACAUCUCACUAGGAACACGUUGAUAACUCGGUCCAUGCAGCUUAAUUCCAAACACACCUGCAGUCGCAUAUAUACUGUGCCACCCGUACUCCAAUUACCAACCGACCAAGUCAUCUAUCCAUUCUACUCUCAACAAAAUGCCAGCCCUUACAACCCUACCGCCGACACCACCACUGAUGGUGUGGAACUCGCUAGUGAAGAAAUGCCUUCCGCAGAGCGACAACAAAGACAUCGAAUUCUGGUGGAAGCUCACGGGCUAUCACAUCGCAGUCAUGAUUGAGGCGGCUGGAUAUUCCAUCGAGAAGCAGUACGAGGUUCUUCUCUUUCACUAUCACUGGAUUGUCCCCCGACUAGGCCCUGCCCCCAAACCCGACGGAACCCCCAGCUUCAAAUCCCUCGUUGCAUACGACGGCUCACCAUUCGAGUACUCCUGGAAAUGGAACACGUCCACCGGUGAGCCCGACAUCCGAUACUCCUGGGAAGCCAUCGGCAAGAACUCAGGGACUGCAAUCGAUCCGCUCAACCACGACCCCACACUCGAGUACAUGGAAAAGGUCACCCAAGUUCUCCCCGAAGUCGAUUACUCGUGGUAUAGACACUUCCUGGCGGAAAUCUAUAACCCUGAUAGAGGAUUUUAUGCCGCGGAGCUGGAAGCUGGUGAACCGCCCGCCACGACGCUCAUGCAUGCGGUUGAGUAUAACAAGAAAAAGAACUUUGGGCUGAAGUCGUAUUUUCUCGCCAGGAAGUUGUUCCAGGGUGGUGAUCCAGCUACGACGCAGGAGUGGGACGACGCGAUUGUGAAACUUCAUCCGGGCGAAGCACACCCGGGUAGAGAUGUGCUUAUGCAUUUCCUAUCCACCAGCCCGGAGGGAAAACUCAUGAAGCCCUGUGUCUUGGGAAUGGAUAACGUGGAGCCAUCGCAGUCGCGACUGAAGAUGUACUUUACCUCCGCGCAUACGAGCUUCGCUUCCGUCCGCGAGAUCAUGACCAUGGGUGGAAUCUGCGACAUCCCCGAAGAGAGCCUUCAGGAUCUACGCUCCAUGAUUCUAGCCGUGCUCGGCCUACCAGCCGAUUUCCCCGAGGACAAGGAGAUUUCCGUCGAAGCCACGACUGGCGGAACGGUGUGGAAGGACUUCGAGGCGCUCUGUGAGGGUUUCAUCUAUUUCUUCGACAUCGCCCCCACGUCCGGUAAGCCCGAGGUGAAAUUCUACCUGACAACGCGCAAGUACGGUGCGGAUGAUCUGACUAUUGCGCGCAAUUUGAUGAGCUGGAUGCAGGCGCACGGGCGGGGCGAGUACUGCGCUUCGUAUAUUUGGAUGCUGGAGAGGUUGGCUGCGCAUAGAGGGUUGGAGAAUGGGAAGGGGAUGCAUGCGUAUAUUAGUUAUCAGUGCUCGAAGAAGGGGGAGCCGGAUAUCAAGUCGUAUAUCUCGCCUGAGCUGUACCAUAAGGCUAGGUAUGAGGGGGUCUAG